Molecule: messenger RNA, 1671 nt
Organism: Malassezia japonica
Lineage: Eukaryota; Fungi; Basidiomycota; Malasseziomycetes; Malasseziales; Malasseziaceae
Exons: 5
Coding region: 1-1671 (556 amino acids)
Biological process (GO): attachment of spindle microtubules to kinetochore; ribosomal small subunit biogenesis; ribosomal large subunit biogenesis
Cellular component (GO): nucleolus; mitotic spindle; DASH complex
Molecular function (GO): RNA binding; DNA binding
Source: RefSeq, a predicted model, not a curated record
AUGAGCGGCACGGCGCAGCGCGCAGUGUAUCGGUCCUCGCUCGAGGAGCAUGAUGGCGCAUUUUCGCAGCUCUUGAGCUUAAUCCCGGCCAAGUUUUAUGUGCCGGUCGACGACGAGCAGAUGGAUACCAAGUACCAAAAGAAUACGCACACCAAGAGCCAGAAGCAGCAAGAGGCGGAGGAGCGCAAAGCACAGAGCCAGGCCGCGAAGCGUGCCAAGCUCGAUCCGGAUAAUGUGAAGAGCGUCCAGGAGGUGCAGGACGACCGCCGGCGACGGCUCGACGACGACGACGAGCUCGAGCUCGAGUUUGACGACGACGACGAUGAAGAGGAGGAGGACGAGGAGGACGAUGAAGAGGAAGAGGAGGACGAGGAGGAAGAGGAUGAGGAAGAGGAUGAGGAAGAGGAUGAUGGCCACGAUAAAGAUACGCCGAAAGACGACCAUACGGAGGCCACGCCGGCGCCGGCCCGCCGCGCAACGGCCUCCGAGCUCCGUGAGCGCCUGCACUCCAAGAUCGAGAUGCUGCACCGGAAACGGAAUCCCGCCGGACCUGCACCGGACGGGCCGCCGAGCACGAAGCAAGAGCUCAUGGAGGAGCGCCGGCGGCAGCGUGGCGAGAUGCGCGACCGCCGCCGCCGCGAGCGCAAAGAGGCGCGCCGCCAGGCCAAGACGCAGUCGGCCCCCGCCAAGGACGGCGCGCGCCCGAAGUCGGACGUUCCCGGCUCUGCGCGCCAGGCCGGCUUGCUCGUUGGCGAUGCGGCCGCGCCUGAGCGCAGCGCGGCCGCGCCUGCUGCCCCCGAGUCGCGCAUGUCGUUCAGCCAAGUCGACUUUGGCAUGGACUCGCAGCGCAAGAACAAGUACGCGGUGCCGAGCGACCCCAAGGCCGCGCUCGCGGCGCUAGAGGCGCGCAAGCGCCGCGUCGAGACCCGUGUCCAGAAGCAGGUCGAGCGUGGCCAGGACGAGAGUCAGGCGCGCGAGGCGGCCGACGAGGCGCAGCGGUGGGGCAAGGCGAUGGCCGCUGCCGAGGGUGUGCGCAUCCGCGACAAUGAGAACAUGCUUAAGCAGACGAUCAAGCGUCGCGAAAAGACCAAGGCCAAGAGCACCAAGGCGUGGAACGACCGCCGUCGCUCGGAGCAGGAAGCUCAGGCCUCGAAGCAAAAGAAGCGUAUGGAGAACAUCGCGAACCGCCGCGAAGCCAAGCGCUCGCCCGGCAAGGCCAAGAAGUCCGCGAGCUCCGCCAAGGCGCGCCCUGGCUUCGAGGGCAGCAGCCGCUCGUUUGGUAGCGCGUCGUCCCGCAAAGGCAGCGGGCGUCCUCAGAAGCGGGCGAGCGAGAGCGCGCCGGGCGCCGCAUUUGUGAACCCGUACGAAGGGAAUAAGAGCCUUACGCCGAACGAGCGCGCUUUGUUGGGCGAGUACGCACGGCUCGCACAGACGUUGCGCAGGGUGGCCGCACUCAGCACGCAGAUUAGUGCAAGCUCGACGCACGCCAGUGUGCUCAAUGACCUGCGCGUGGUUGAGCGCAAGAUGGGGCUGGUGCUCACACUGUUCAAGGCCAGCGUCUGGGCGAUCGUCAUGCAGCAGAGCGAUGCACAGGACGAGGCCGAGUGGGAAGAGCUCGAGAAUCAAUACGACCAGAUGGCAAUUCCGGAAGAGGACGAGACGGACGUGUAG